ACUUCUGAAAUACUUCUUCUCUUUCAGGGUUACCAGGGUAUGGUUGAUGGAGGCGAUAAUAUUGUAGAAGUUUCAUGGGAAAGUGUUUCAAGUAUCCUGCAAGUGGGAGGUACAGUUAUUGGUAGUGCACGCUGCAAAUCCUUUCGUACCCGGGAGGGCCGCCUGCAGGCAGCCUACAACUUGGUUCAGAGAGGAAUCACUAAUCUUUGUGUGAUUGGUGGAGACGGUAGCUUAACUGGUGCCAAUCUGUUCCGUGAAGAAUGGAGCGGGCUUCUAGAAGAACUGGCACAGAAAGGAAAGAUCGAUGAAGAGGCUGUUAAGAAGUAUGCUUACCUUAACAUCGUGGGAAUGGUUGGAUCCAUAGAUAAUGACUUCUGUGGUACUGAUAUGACCAUAGGUACUGACUCAGCCUUGCACAGAAUCAUUGAAGUUGUGGAUGCCAUCAUGACCACUGCUCAAAGCCAUCAGAGGACAUUUGUUCUGGAGGUUAUGGGGAGACACUGUGGGUAUCUAGCUCUUGUUAGUGCCUUAGCCUGUGGUGCAGAUUGGGUAUUUAUUCCUGAAUACCCACCAGAAGAAGGAUGGGAAGAUACAAUGUGUGUUAAGCUGUCAGAGAAUCGUGCACGAAAGAAAAGAUUGAAUAUUAUUAUUGUAGCUGAAGGAGCUAUUGAUUGCCAUAACAAGCCUAUAACGUCAGAGAAGGUUAAGGAUCUUGUAGUUCAGCGGCUUGGUUUUGAUACACGAGUAACUAUCUUGGGUCAUGUGCAAAGAGGUGGAACCCCUUCAGCUUUUGACAGAAUUUUGGUGA
Nestor notabilis (Kea) is the source of this 808-nucleotide messenger RNA. Its product is annotated as ATP-dependent 6-phosphofructokinase, platelet type-like. Gene Ontology annotation, molecular function: 6-phosphofructokinase activity; identical protein binding; AMP binding. The record is from RefSeq and is a predicted model, not a curated record. The transcript has 7 exons. Gene Ontology annotation, biological process: canonical glycolysis; fructose 1,6-bisphosphate metabolic process; fructose 6-phosphate metabolic process. Lineage: Eukaryota; Metazoa; Chordata; Aves; Psittaciformes; Psittacidae. The annotation marks the transcript as partial. Gene Ontology annotation, cellular component: membrane; 6-phosphofructokinase complex.